Messenger RNA from Penicillium vulpinum, 210 nucleotides. RefSeq lists its product as uncharacterized. The coding region runs from base 1 to 210 and encodes 69 amino acids. The transcript has 2 exons. NCBI's taxonomy places the organism in Eukaryota, Fungi, Ascomycota, Eurotiomycetes, Eurotiales, Aspergillaceae. The record is from RefSeq and is a predicted model, not a curated record.
AUGCCUCAAGAGACUCACCCUACUGAGCACAAGGAGUCAUUCUUCCACAAGAUCCUCGAUCAUCACCAUGACAAGCAUGGAAACGAGGGCCAGGCCACCGAGGGCGGGCUGCAUUCCGAACUGAAGAAGGAUCAAGGAGACUUCAAGCAAUACAUCAAAGAGGACAGGCAGCUCGAAGAAGAGGGUCAGACAUACGGAGGCUUGAUGUAA